CGCGACUUGCACGAGAGGCCGGGCUCCGUCUAUAGGUCAUCAACAGAAGCCCAUAGAGAUCCCGGAAGCAGCUUGCCGCUCUGUCCGUGUUGAUGUUAUUACAGAUGUUGCUGAUGUUACCGAUGCGCUUUUGUCCGCUAACACAAAGGAGCAUAUCAUACCAGACGUGUGAGGUGCAGUUCAUGUCAUGCUCCUUUGUUAAUCGCAAGAGCUGAUUAGGAGACAAAACCACAGAACGAUUACGGAAAAGCUCAGUUCACAGUCUCAAUUUUCUACGGUAACCUGUGCGGACCAUAUUUAUGUUCGACGAAAACGCUUUGGAUAAAUUUGGAUAAACACGCAAUAGCAUUGUACAUUUCAUUGUACCCACCUCGCUAUCUCUUUUUCUGUUCAGAGUUUGUUCACUGGCGUAGCUGUUUCAACGAAUACUAGAUUAUGAAUGGAAAUAAAUCGAAAUAGGUUAGAUAAAUUUCACCUCUACAACACCUGCUUUCUGAUAUAAAAAGGCCGUGAAUAGAUUGCAAAAUACUGCAAAACGAUCCGGGUCUCGUUAAGCGCUUGUCUGUCAAACAUGAAAAAGCAGCCUCUAGCCUAAUAGUAUUGAUCUGACGAAGGUUCCCAAAGCAUAUUCUGCCUCGUGUUGAGGCUUGCGCCACUAAUCUUGACAAAUAAUCAGACCCACAGCGGAGUGAUCCAGGUGACAGGUGACAUGCCAUUAGAGCGUCACGUCAGGAUACCGGUGUCCGUCGCAAAGUGAGAACAAUAUGAAGGUGAAGCUCUACUACCAGCUCGGAGGGGUCGUGCUGCUUUUCGGAUUCACCGUCUAUCUGCUUCAUCGAUAUAUCAGCGCUUCACAUCUCGACGAAAGAAAUAUGGAGUUCCUGCAAGUCAAGCUUCAGGAUAAGCCACGCUUCCACUCCCCGCUUCUCAAAUUCUUCCAACUUCAUGAUCCUUUUGACAUCAGAUGGCAACAUGCAACAUCAUCCGAUCUGGAUACAGCUGGGGGUGACCGAAUGGUGAGCGUUGACAUCGACAGCAAGAUGACUCUCGAUCUGUGGCUGGACCACGCCAGGAAAUUACGGGACGUGGGACUGAAGCUUAACUUCAAGAACAUGAGCGUGCUCGAGACGUGUCUGCUCCAUCUCGACGACAACGGUUACAACAUUCACUACCCCGUCAUCGUCCACGGCGAUGUCGCACUCGGUAACGCUGAAGAACAAGGCGCGCUCCUGGCAGAUGUAUUCUUCUUCAAAAUACGAACGUCAUAUCCGUUAGUCACGUUUAGUGUCGGCCAUCUUCCCACCUCCGUCACCAACACAGUGCACCAGAUGUACAUGGAGGCCAUGUGGAAACAGCUCCGCAACUUCAAACAGCCCAUCUUCAUCACUGUCUGUGCAUCGGUCAUUAGAAGGUCGUGGCUUCCGGUCAAAUGGCUGCUCAAUCAGUCCCAGAAUAUUUCAUUGAUCAUUACAUAUUCCUCUGGUAAUGACGUUUGUUCCGAGGUGUCAGUCUUUGACCUUUUGUUCGUUUGGAAUGACUAUCCGAAGGAGAGGGUGUUUUUUGAUAUACCGGAAGUGAAUAUGGAACGCUUCCGCGCAGUCGCAACCACAGCAGGAAGUCCUCUGCAUUAUUUUGGGUUACAAGAUGCUGCAAAGGUUACGUGGGCCCAUCGCGUGACAAAUCUGAAGUAUAUGAACGAGGCUAUUAAAGGUGACGUCAUGUUCCUAGAAGGUGACGUGCUGCUUGAAGGCCACGACUCCAAACAUGACACCCCUAUUCCUAUAAUGGCUCAUCCACCGGAAGUACAUAGUGACCUGAGGGUCAAGGACUUCUUACAUAUGGCUUCAGCUUCCGGUAAAAGCAUCAAGCUGGAUUUCAAAAGCUUGGAAUCUUUGGAACCAUCACUGAGUCUUCUCGCAGAGAUGCAUAAAGAGGGUGGGAUCAAAGCGCCUGUGUGGAUAAACGCGGACAUUUUGACAGGUCCAAAUACUGACCAGAAAGGACUGAACGCGAGCGUCUUCCUCUCAAAAAUAAACACCAUUUUCCCGGAAGUGACAAUUUCAAUUGGUUGGACAACGGAAUGGUUGCCAACUGGUGAUAACGCGGGUUAUUCGUUCCCAAUGGUACAGACAAUGAACAAACACGCCAUAGUUUUGCGUCAGCCAGUCACGUUCCCCGUUCGAGCCUCACUUGUUCGAAAAUCAUGGGAGAACCUUGAUUGGCUGUUACACCAGUCACGUGGUUAUUCGUUAACUGUUUGGACCCCUUCGCCAAAUACGGACGUUGUGGAAUUAGAAGAUAUGCAGUUUGUCCGAAAGCAUUCCGAAGCAACGAAAGUUUAUUUUGAUUUGCCACAGGAUUUGAUGCCGACAUGAGAUACAAUAUUUGUGAAUUUACAAGACACGCUUUCUAUUGAUGUGGUAUUCGAAUGUAUUAGACUGUAGGGCAAGCUUUUUAAGAGAACGGAGUGUUAUGAGGGUGCAAUACUGACAAUACUCGACAUUCGAUGGGGAUAUUCUGAGUGGCUAGGUGGGGGGUAAAUCUGACUGGUUGUUUGCAUCCUCUAUAUUUCCUGGGCUCGCAUCUCGGUAAAUCGACACUACUAACACUGG
Messenger RNA from Haliotis rufescens (red abalone), 2612 nucleotides. RefSeq names its product protein FAM151A-like. The coding region runs from base 765 to 2375 and encodes 536 amino acids. The record is from RefSeq and is a predicted model, not a curated record. The transcript is spliced from 6 exons. Lineage: Eukaryota; Metazoa; Mollusca; Gastropoda; Lepetellida; Haliotidae.